Molecule: messenger RNA, 1096 nt
Organism: Toxotes jaculatrix (banded archerfish)
Lineage: Eukaryota; Metazoa; Chordata; Actinopteri; Toxotidae
Gene: pvalb7
Product: parvalbumin 7
Exons: 5
Coding region: 166-492 (108 amino acids)
Cellular component (GO): cytoplasm; nucleus
Molecular function (GO): calcium ion binding
Source: RefSeq, a predicted model, not a curated record
AGUCUUAUUGUGUCCUCCCUCCCAACUUGCUCGUCUUACCUCCAUCUCCAACCCUUCUCUCUUCUUCUUCUUCUUCUCCACUCCAUUCUCUCUCCAUCACUUUUCCUCUUGCCCUCUUUCUCUCCUCUCAGGUGCAUUCAUCCACCCCUUCAUUCAGCUGACAAAAUGCCGAUGACAGAUCUGUUGAAAGCUGAGGAGAUCAAGAAAGCUCUUGAUGCCUUCGCAGCAGAAAAAUUCGAUCCUAAAAAGUUCUUUGAAAUGGUGGGAAUGAAGGCCAUGUCAGCCGAAAACGUCAAGAAGGUCUUCCAGGUUCUGGAUGUGGACGGUAGUGGAUUCAUUGAGGAAGAGGAGCUCAAGUUUGUACUGAAGGGCUUUUCCAAGGACGGCAGAGACCUGACUGACGAUGAGACAAAAUCAUUCCUCAAAGCAGCAGACAAAGAUGGAGAUGGCAAGAUCGGCAUUGACGAGUUUGAGGCCUUGGUGCAUGAGUAGUGGACAGCUGAACACCCUCCCUUCUUCUUCCUCCUCCUCCUCCUUCUCUUCGUCCCUGCAUUCAUAUUUUGUGACUGCCACCUUCAAACUCCUCUCACCUCCCUCGGGGACCCCAAGCAUGGAGUCAGACCAGGCCUGCUCUCUACAAAACACUCCCGAAAACAGGCUGACAGGGAGUUACCAUGAGGAGAAACAUACAGGCAUAAUAGGCACCAGUUUCAUUUUUAAGUUUUCAUUUUUUAUAUAUAUUUAAUCACUCAUGCUGUAUGGGUUUCAGAAUCGUUCUUAAUAUUUCAUGAGGAUAGUUUGUGGUCUCAAAACAGGUGGUAAUAGUGCUGUAGAUGGUGUAGUUGUUAUAAAGACUUAAAUCUUAAUUUCCUUCCUCUGUAUUUCAGGUAGUGCAUUUUGUCUGUAUGGUUUUACUUCUAGAUGUUCACAUCUCAGUGCACUUUCCUCCCACUCCCCUUCCACAUCCACCUUCCCUCACCUCAUCUAUGCCCUCCUCCUCCUCACUCCCUGCCUCCAAUCAGAUGAUGUAGUAAAUAAAAUGAUAUAUAAGAAGAGCUGUGAAGAGAGAAAAGAGCUGAGUAAGAAAUAAUAAUAA